Messenger RNA from Dendronephthya gigantea, 990 nucleotides. RefSeq lists its product as uncharacterized. Bases 273 to 737 code for a protein of 154 amino acids. Gene Ontology annotation, cellular component: nucleoplasm. Gene Ontology annotation, biological process: regulation of non-canonical NF-kappaB signal transduction. The transcript is spliced from 5 exons. NCBI's taxonomy places the organism in Eukaryota, Metazoa, Cnidaria, Anthozoa, Malacalcyonacea, Nephtheidae. The record is from RefSeq and is a predicted model, not a curated record.
AUAGAUCACAUAGAUAUAGAAAUCAAAUAAUAGAACAAUUCUUGGUUCUAUCUCUGGUUCUAUCUCAUACGUCAGAUGUUCGUUCGUUAUUCAUUGGACCCCAAUCGGUCUCUCUUCGGUCCCUGUCGGUCUGUGCUCGAGCAUUCAGCAAAUUGCCGCGAAAUUCCUGUUUUGUUGAGUUUGUUUGUUCGCGUCAAUUCACAAGAAGAGAAGAGUCCAAAGGAACUAAAAAUAAUCGAACGAAACAGUUGGUAUUGCUACUGGUUUGCUGCAUGCCGGAUAAGCGAGGUGAGCGUAUCAACUGCGUACUAUGUCGAUCUGGUCGUCAAAGUACAGCAACAUUAGCAAGAGCAAGAAUGCGGAAGAUUGACUGGCCAGCCACGACUGAAGGUUCCAUCAAUGCUGACCAGGAUCCACAAAUCCAUACGAGGAUAGAUGAUGCAUUUUCCAGUGUUCUGCAAUAUAUGUCGGUCACCAGUCGACAAUGCCGGAGAUAUUUCAAAUGCUCACCCCUUCAUGACGAUCACGACGAAGAACAUAUCAAGAGAUUUCAUCAUUCCAAAUAUACAUCAGUCACAUACGGGAAUCCGCUUCAAAAAUCCGAAGAUGUUCAUGUCGAACUUACGCCUGGCACCUACGCGGUCACUGCUGGUCAAUGGGGUGCUCCAAGGAACCACACGCAGGUCGUAAGGCUGGAUCCAGGGCAGACCGUCGAUAUGACUUUCACGUGUCACUGAAGACUACUAGUUUGUACCAAUAUACGCUGUACUUUUCUCCAAUUAUCACACUCAGUACUCACGGCCCUUCAGUACGAAUAGAUUUAUAUUGGUAAUAUUGCUGAACUUACACUGUACAUGUAUGUAGUCAAAUCACGAUGCAUAGAUAAAUUAUUUUUUUAAAAGAUGUCAUGCCCAUAAAAUGACGUCUCACCAUGCACUGUAUAUUUAAUAUUAUUAAAAAUAAUGCAAAAUAAUUAUGAUUUUUGGCACU